AAAUCAGAGAUAAGAGAGUCAACAUAUAAUUAGAAUGCGACUUCCAGCUUUUUGUAGCUCAGACAUUCUAAGGUUUAAACCUUGAUGGAACCGCUGUCACUCAAUGAAUAGGUGUAGGGUCGAAUUUGAUUUUGGUGGGUGCAAGGGAGACAAAUCUUGUUUGUACAAUUAUUUUUUUCAUUUUUGGACUUGAACAGUCCACAUAUAAAAAUAAAUCAAGGCAAAUAAAUACACCGCAUUUUUGCAACAUGCAGACAUUAUUUUAAAUCUUUAAACAUUUACAAAUUUUUCAUUUGAAUAACAUCAAGAGUGUUCCUGUCAAUGUGCUUUCGACGAGUCCAGUCGAGUAGUUCCUGGCAAAAAAAAAACAAGAUGGCGGAAGGUCGGGAUUAUUUUUUACUGUCAGUGUCAUAGAUAUUCUCUGCUGUCAUGAUUUUGAGGAUUAAAUUUCUGGUUUAUUCGUAGUAUUACUAUGCUUUAUGAUAUAGCUAAUUUGGGAUCUGAUAGUCAGAGUGGAGUCAAGACAUGGGACCUUAAAAAGAAAACAAACAACCAUAAGCAGGACAUUGGGGGGUCACGUUGCUAAGUGGAUAAGACGCUGGCUCGCUUGCCUGAUCAGGAAAGUUCAUCCAGAUUUUCCAGCGUGGUUCCCCCUUGUUAGUGAUGCAGGACAGCUGUCUAGUCGUUCGGAUGGUACGAAAAACCAAGGUCCUGUGUAGGCGUGCACAUAAAAGAUCCCUUGACCGUUGGAAUUCGAUAUAUAUUAUAAGAGUAGGCCGUACUUUCGUAGUGCAAAAUUUCCCUCAUAGCACACUGUAUGUAUGGCGCUUAUGCUCGUCUUCAUUAGCCCGGUUCAGAGCAUUUUAUUAAACAACCAUGUGCAUGGGCAUGUGGCUAAAUCUACCUAUUGUAGGUCUUUCUUUGGGCUUGAAAUGUUAUAUAAACUAAUAAUUAUACAUUUAUUUACCUGAAAAGACCUUAAUCAACUCUCUGUGCCAUUUAUGUGUCGGAUUUGAAUCUGAUUUGCUGCUCAACGCUUAUUUAUGAUUUAAUCCAAAAAUGGAUAAUGAAGACUAUGAUUGUUAUCGUACCGACUUUACAUAUUCCCUUUACAUUAUUGAGCUUUUACUAUAUUGAGAACUGCCAGGUCUUUAUCUAAUCUUCCAUAAUGUAUCUUUAAACUUUGAAGAUACGGUUAUUUAUUAUACUCUAUUUUGUUACAUGUAAAGAAGAUUUAAAACAUAAUUAUAAACAGCUGAAUAAAGAAUUAGCAGACAUAAGGAAGGUAGAAGAUGACAUGCAUACUGAAAGACUAAAAAGUUUUACAGCUGAUCUCUUUAAUAAUGUUAAAUACAGUGAUGUAGUAAUAUUGUUACAAGGGCGUAAAAUGCCUUGUCAUAAGAUAAUCCUUGCCGCUCAAAGUGAUGAAUGGAAGAACCUCAGUCAGUUAAAAGUUCUAGAUUUAACAGAUAUAAAAUUUCAAGUGGCCUAUACUAUGAUAAGGUGGAUUUAUACUGAUGAAAUUAAAGUUAAGAUGGAUGUCAAUUUCUUUCUUGAUCUCUUGAAGGUUGCGGUUAGAUUUAAAUUAGAAUAUCUACAUAAAAGAUGUCGAGAUGCUCUCGUAACAUCAAUAAAGGCUGACAAUGUAAGAAAAAUACAGAAAAUUUCUAAAGAAAUAGAUGAUCAGACACUUACAGAUAUUUGUCAGAAAUUCAAUGCUGAUAUAUUAUUUCAGAAUAGUGAUAUAUCAAGUUGUGACAUGACUGAGAAGACUGAUAAACCAGAUGAAGUUAAACUGUGCAAAACACAUUCAAAAACAGACACUAAUGAUGCUGCACAUAUUAUAACACUAACAGGAACUAGAAAGUCUAAAAGAUCCACCCACCUACCACAGAAUGAUUCUAUAACAGUAGAUUCAAGUGAAGAAUCAAAACCAACUACAGAUGAAAUUAAAGAAAAACUUAAACAGAAAUCUGUCCAUGAUGCCGUUUGGAAAAGACAAGAAACUAAUGAAACCCUAGAAAAUGACGUUGCUGAUAUCAUGGAUACUGUUCAUGGCACUUCUGAAGAAAUAGAAGACUUUCUAAUUACAUCUAACGAAGAUUUGCAAAGUGAAGAUGCAGACGAUUCGUAUCAAGACAAUAUACAUGUAGAAAUGAAAAGCAAAGCUGCCAAAGAUCAAACAGCAGAUGAAGAGAAAAAAAGUCUGUUAAAAAUUGUUCUGACUACUACAGACAAUGCAUUUAAGAAAAAAGCUAAAAAUGUUAUUGUUGAGAAGGCAGCUAUAAGUUUGGAAAAGAAGAGAAAUGAUGUGACAUCUAAAAAGACCUUUGAUUUAUUACAAAAGAAACUUUUGAAAGAUGAGCGUAGGAAAUUAAGAAGGAGACAAGAGGUUCUUCUCAAGAAUUUAGAAAAGGGUAUAACUAAUUCAAGAAAACCGUAUAAAUGUUCUUUUUGUGAAGAUUGCUUCCGCUUUGAUCGUACAAGAAAGGAACAUGAAAAUAUUCACACUGGAGAGCGACCGAAUAUAUGUGAACAUUGUGGUAAAAGCUUUCGAGACAAGUCCAGUCUGAUUCGUCAUCUUAGAAUACACAUUCCAGAGAAAAUGUACUCUUGUCACCUAUGCGACAAAAAGUACACUACCCUUAAGUUCUUAAAUAAGCAUGUUAAAUAUCACAUAGGUGAACGCAAGCAUAAAUGUACAGUUUGUGAAAAAUGUUUCUUAUUUGCAUGCGACUUAAGAAACCAUAUGAAAGUUCACUGUGAGGAGAAAAACUGGUCUUGCCAUAUAUGUGGGAAAACAUACAGAACAUAUUCAGGCUUAAAUUAUCAUAUUCAGUGUCACGAAAACAUUAGAUCUUUCCAGUGUGACCAGUGUGAUAAGUCAUUUUUAACCAAACACAUCUUAUCAAAGCACAUCCGAAGUCAUUCUGACGAAAGACCCUACAUAUGUGAUAAAUGUGGACGUUCUUUUAAAUAUAACACUAAUCUUCUGGAACAUUGUAGAAUUCAUACAGAAGGCAGACCAUAUAAAUGUGAAGUCUGUAAUAAAGGUUUUAGAGUUGAGAAAUAUCUUAAGAGACAUUAUGAGUUUGCAUGUGGCAAGAUGAGAUCUAGGAACUUCAAUAAGAAAAGUGAUGUGGUAAAAAAGGAGAGUGAAUCGUAUGAAAUACAUCUUACAGAUAACGAUACAAUUAUUGAUGAGUUUGACCCCGGUACUGCUGUUAUCCGUGUUCUUGGUGAUAAAUUGGCUGAUAGAGGAGUGUAUAUGCAACAAACAUUUAGCACAAAUCCGCUAUAAUGUUCACUGUCACAGGAAUUUCAAUAUGGAAUAAAUUUAUGUUAAAUAUC
Patella vulgata (common limpet) is the source of this 3351-nucleotide messenger RNA. RefSeq names its product zinc finger protein OZF-like. NCBI's taxonomy places the organism in Eukaryota, Metazoa, Mollusca, Gastropoda, Patellidae. The record is from RefSeq and is a predicted model, not a curated record. Bases 1298 to 3301 code for a protein of 667 amino acids. Gene Ontology annotation, molecular function: RNA polymerase II cis-regulatory region sequence-specific DNA binding; protein binding; DNA-binding transcription factor activity. Gene Ontology annotation, biological process: regulation of transcription by RNA polymerase II. The transcript is spliced from 5 exons.